GCAGCUCAAGGACGGUAACAUUAUGCUCCGCCCCCAUUUCUUCUUCGACCAGCUAAAAUAAUGGUCAUCACAGCGGUACAAUAAACCUUCGUCCCGAACUCUAAACCACGUCUUUUGUGCCUGGGCUCUCGGCCUCACAUUACUGAUGAUGUGCUAUUUUGACGCUUCGAAGUGCGACGCUCGUCUAAAUAACAUUUAAGAAUACAAUUCGCACUCCCAAAGAAAACAAAGAUCAAAGUUGUUAACGCUAAGCAGUUGAGGAUCUAGCGGCAGUGAGCACGAAGAUGGCUGUCUUCUGGGUCCUUGCUGCCUGCAACGAGCCUUCAUGACGGAACAUCUAAAACGUCGGUAAACAUCUACCAGACUACAAGGUGCUUCGAUCCAGAAGACAGCCAUCUUGCGAAAUGCUGUUUACUGAGAAUCGUACGAAACGCACAUAAGUCCGUUUAUAAAUCGAGGACAUCUUGCCGGAAUGGCAUCCAUUAUAAAAAUUUGUGAUUUACGUAAGGUGGUGGUACUCCCAAUGUUGGUAGCUUUAACAGCAGCAGGGGGGUCAGGAUCACUUAAUUACACCACUGACUGGUGGGCAGGUGCUGUGGAAGAAGACGCAAUUCGACCGCUACCUCUCGAUGGGGAAGGAGGUCUCUGGACGAGUUCCUUCAUACCGCCUCCGCCAAGACCCGACUUCUUGGAUGAUCGCGUCACACCAGAUGGACUGACGACUUGCGAUUUGUGCACGUGGGCAUGGCAUGAGAGGGGCCACUUCUUUCUGGACCCCACACAUGAAACUUCAGGGGAACUGGGCUGGGUGCUCACACUUGCCAUUGUGUCGAUAUUAUCGGCGGCAGUCGGCGCAGUGGUCAUGGUUACCGUGCUCCAGUGUCGGAACAGAUAUAAGAGCGGGCAAAUGCCAGGUCUGUGCUCCCUCUGCAUCACCAGGUCUCCAGACACGGCAGUUCCAGCACUACGCAGCGUGCCAGACAGGGAUCAAAAUGCUGACGGCAACAAACACGUGACGACCUUUGACACUGCAGGCAGUGGGGGAGGAGGUGGCCGUGUAUGGACAUGGUUAACCACACGUCGCACCACUACUGGGCCCGCGCAACUCUGUGCCGCCACGCAGAACGCGCCGGCCGAAAACCAUUAUACGAUGGACGAGGCUUACACGGCCGUGGGGGAGGCACUGUAUGCAGAGUUAGACCGGGAACUAAGUAACAGUCCGGCAUACCAGAACACGGCCUACAACGGUUCGGACACAGACCCCGACGCCCCGCCUUCUUCUUCCUCAGCCCCCAGCAGUGCUUAUUACUCAGACCUGUCAUGUGCCACGGGACCAGAUCGAACCUAUGAGGCAGUGGGACUUGGUCUAGGCACGGGAACGCCAUCUAGUAGCAGCUGGGACACAGGAGAUAUUGCAUUGCGGCGACAGCAACCCAUGUCCCGCCUUGCUGCUAUCACAGAAACCAUUACUGUGCCUUCAGACUACGUAUAGUCUGCUUCUUUGAAGAGCAUUGCAGCACAUGUAACGCUACAUUAAAAACACUUCAAGCCAGUGUGGUGCUACUGAUGAGUUGCAGCAACCUAUUACUAGUCAUGCUUUAAAUUUUUAGGAAAAAUAGUGCAAACUGCGACUGUUCACAUGUUAUGAGCUCCAAACAAACGUGAGUGCCGGUGUAUUUUAAUUCUUUUAAACCAGUAAACUUUUCAGACUAUCUGCAACAGGCAUAAAUAAAAAUGUAUGUCAGCAAACUGAGGUAAUUAAUGUAAUGGUGAUCAUUACAUUUAUGAAUAAUGUAAAAUAAGAAGCAUGUAAAUUAUUUCUGGACUUUUAAACAUAAACACUAUUUUUGUAUAAUAGUAAAAUCAAUAAGUUUUAUUACUUUGUGACAAUAAUGUACUGUGGGGCACCUCAGGAUGGCUGUUAAAAUGUUAAACUGUGAAAACAAUGUUGAAGUCUGCAAGAAACAUGAGAUGUUGCCCGUGACACAUUAUGUUAAUAGCCCUACAUAUUGCGUAGAACAGGCAUGUCAAACUCAGUGUCAAAGAGGGCUGCAUCACAGGUGGAAAAAAUUGUAACCUCCAAACUUCAGGAAUUCCAAGCUUCAGAUAUAUUUUUCGUUCUUCAAUCUUCCCACAGCACACAAAUUUCAGUUUCACUGAAACAUGAAAGUUGUACAGAAUUAGCUAUUUGAUAUGCAUUGGAAACUUAAUAUUUAUUGAAGUGGGCCACAUAUCGUGUAGACCUCAAGAACUACACAAAAUGCUGGAGCAGUAUUGCAUGGGCCUCAAGUUUGACAUGCCUGGUAUAGAUGCUUAUUUAGAAUCAUAUUUGUGAUUUUGGUGAAAGGAAAAAUUCAUUUCUGGUUCACAACUGUAACCAGUGGUGUAAGCAGGUUGGUGAACAGGCGUGGCCUACAAAUGAACUGUACAAUAAAGUGUGGUCAAACUACCAGAUAUGUAACUUUCAA
Messenger RNA from Zootermopsis nevadensis, 2468 nucleotides. RefSeq lists its product as uncharacterized. Lineage: Eukaryota; Metazoa; Arthropoda; Insecta; Blattodea; Termopsidae. The record is from RefSeq and is a predicted model, not a curated record.